AUUAAUAAUUUUUUUCUAUUUUACAAUGGUUUGGGUGGUCACAUACGUUUUUGUCGACAUCGAACCAACUGGUUUGCCGCCAGAAGAAUUGAAUAGAACGAAAAUAACAGAGAUCAGCUUUAUAGCAGUGAGUAGGGACAAUCUGAUGGACACUCAGCCCGGUAAAUGUCCUAAAAUACUCAACAAACUGAACCUGUGCCUCUAUCCACGCAAAAUGAUAUAUCCCGCCUGCACUAAAAUCACGGGAUUGUCCAACGAGAUUCUAGAACACCAGCCGCCAUUUAAUUUGGAGGUGUAUGAAUUGAUCGAGUCGUUUCUAAAUAUAUUACCGAAGCCAAUUUGCUUGAUUGCACAAAACGGGAUGCAUUUCGAUUUCCCUAUACUGAAAUAUCAGUUACAGAAACUAAAUGUGAGUUUGCCAAAAGAUUUAUUGUGCGCCGAUUGUCUCCAUGCCUUUUAUGACAUUGAGGUCAUUAACCGAGAGUUUGUAAAGAAAUCGAUAGAUCCAGAUGUUGAUUUUCAUAAAAGCGAUCGUAUUGAUAAUAAAACAUUUAAAAAUAUUAAUGAAACUACACCUGAACAAGUUAAAGAUAGAUAUUUAGACCUGUCUAAAGAAGAAAGACUGAGUAAAGCACGAAGACAUAUGCCUUGGGACGGUUAUAACAAACCAGAGCUUUCUUAUAAAUUGGGACGUAUUUAUGAGAGGAUUUUCAAUGAGAAGCCAGUCAACCUUCACAGGGCUGAAAGUGAUUGUAUCGUGGCCCUCAAGAUCGCAGUGGUUAAGUCUAGAAGAUUUGUCCAAUGGGUCGAUGUGAACUAUUGUUAUUUCUCUGAAGUAAAAGCAAUGACUAUAGGAGUGCCUUUAGGCUAUUAAGCUCGCAUAUGUUGUAUCGAUGUAAGCAGAGAUAAAUGAAAAGCUUUUUACUGUAGAUUUAAGCUAAAAGAACAAAGAUCAAGGAAAAGUGAUAGAUAGAACAAAAAUUAACGAGUAAAAUGGUUUCAGAAUGCAUUUAACCAGCAUAUUAUUUUUGGAUGCUUUUACAACGUUUAUACUAUUCGAGUUAUGUAGAAGAAUGAGCACUCGCUUGCUUGGUUUGAAUAUAUCUUUACGUUUAUCUCUAUCAAUCAAUCAAUCAAUCAAUCAUCUUUAUUCAUAUACAUCUGUUACAGAUACUUAUGAUACGUCAAUCUAUAAUUAUAAUAAUUACUAUAGAAAAUAAUAUUGACUUAAGUGAAAAUACAAUAAUUACAUUUACAAUACAAUUCACAUUAAUACAAAAUUCAAAUCCAUGCAGUUUUGUCAUUUAAAUAGUCAUUUAAUUUAUAAUAUGCUUUUGUACAGAGAGUCCUUUUUAUAUACAUAUGUCUUAAAUUUUCUUUCAUUUAAAUGUAAAACGUCAUCUGGAAGUUUAUUAUAAAAACGUAUACAGUUCCCCAUGAAGGAUGUACUGACUUUUCUAAGGCGAUAACAAGGAACAUUCAAUUUGUUUUUAUUUCUUGUAUUGAAAUUAUGUAUGUCACUGUUAUUUUUAAAAAAGAUUUAUAUUUUUACGUACAUACAUAAUGUUUUCGUAUAUAUAUUGCGAGGGAACAGUAAGUAUACCUGUUUGCUUAAAAUAUAAGCUUGUCUUUUUACACUCUAAAUUAAUUAAUGUUUCUUAUAUUAAUAUCAUUAUUAUUAUUAUUUUUACCUGUUAUAAAACGUGUCGCUAACUUAAUACUUAUAUGUUACAUUAUAUUUAGGUGUAUAUUAUACAUUUGUUUCUAUUUAUAUAAUUUAACACUAUGUUCCUUUGUUAGCUUUUUUCUACAUCUAUCUAUCUUCACGCUAAAUCUCUUGCGGGGUAGACGGUACAUAAUUGAAGAUACAUACAUACAUAUCUGUCACGCCUGUCUCCCAUUAGAGUAGGCAGAAACAAUGGAACGUCAAACGCUUCGAUUCAAACAAACCUCUUUCGCUUCUUCCACACUCAUCAAUCUUUUCAUACACGCUCGCCGGUUACGGGUACUUUUAAUUAGACCCUGAUUAAUAAUAUAUUAAUUGGAUAUAAUAAAGGAAAUAUUGUUGCAACCAACAUUCUCCCACCUUGUCUUACCUUAGCCACAGUGACAAGCUCUGUUGUUAUCACCAAUCCGUCUCUUUAUAGAACGUCAUUCAUUCGCAUAACUUCUCUCUUUCUUGCUUCCCGAACACAUGAAUAAGGAUAUGACCCAUUCUCUUGAAUCACUCUAACUAUUAAAAAAACUACAUCAAAAUCUGUUGAGUAGUUUCAUAGAUCUAAGCAUAUAUAGGGCCGUACAGACGGUAAGCGACUUUAUUCCAUACUAUGUACCUAUGAUAUAAAAAUAUAUAAUUUAGCACUAGUCAAAAUUUUGAAUAUUUAUAACUAUGAAAAUUAUUUAAAAAUUAAAAAUAACUAUAAGAAAAUAACUAAAGACUUGAUAAAUAACUUUAGGGAUUAUACUAUAGGAAUUUGUUAUUGUAAAAGGUGGUGACAGUGAAAAAUAUGUAUAAAUGCAAUAUUUAUAACAGAAUAAUAUGUUGUUAUAAUGUAUACAAGUACAGUGUAUGUACUUAAAAGAGUUUAUAUAAAUAUAUUAAAUAUAGAAAUCGAGAACUAAAUGCCAAAGUAAGAGUAUACCAUAAGAAAUAUAUAAAAUUAAGUGCCUAUUGUCAAAAUGGUCACUAGAUAUACUGUGGGUUUUGACAUAUAUAUACAUAUAUAUAUAUACACACAUAUAUUCUUUAUUGCACUACUAUACAGUAACAACAAUAAGUUAAUAACAAUGUUAGCAAACUUAUCUCUAAAAGAGAUCUCUUCCAGUCAACCUAACACAGUGGCAUAGGAAGUAGUGAGUGGGCAGUAGUAGUGCUAAACAGAAGUUAAAAUAAAUAUUUACAUAAAUUAUAAAUCAUAAAUUAUAUAUAUAUAUAUAUUUUGUUGACAUUUGUUUGUAUGUCAUUUGCUUAGCUUUCUGAAGCUAUUACUUAAGGAUAUAAAAAUAUUGUGCUUUCAUAAAUCGUUUGGCCGACAGCACACUUGCAAUGCCGCUGGUGUUAUGGGUGAUCAUGGGCGGCGGUAGUCACUUACCAUCAGGUGAGCCGCAUGCUCGUUUGCCCCCUGUGUUAUUAAAAAAAGAUCCUAUUGUAUGCAUAAUAAACUUGUACCUAUAAUUAAAUAAUAAUAAAAGUCACAAUUUUAUUUAAGCGAUUAAAAAAAAAUAUGUUUUUAUAAUAAUUUCUUAACCUGUACUCGUUACUAACACAUUUAUAAUUUGAUUUUUAUAUAAAAAGAAAUUAAUGGAAUUGAUUUUAAAAAAAGUCGUUUUAUGUAUUUUAAAAAAAUUACUGAAUUUUGGCUGUAAUUUUAUCGUGUCUCAAAAAUGUGGUGCUAGUCAAAAAUAGCUAUCAAUAAUUGUGAUUUAUUACGUAUUUGUUAUUCAAAAUAGAAUAAUUUAUUAACUUAAAUAAAGUAUACUUUAACUCCCUACAACGCUUCAUUCCUCUUUCAAACAUAAUUACAUCCUAACACACACUUUUGAUUGAAAUAAAAAAAAAAACUAUUUUCAAGAAAUAAUGUACAUGGCAAAACGUUUGCGGGGUCAGCUAGUAUAUUAUAUAAUAUAAAAUUAAUAAUAAUAUAUACCUAUACUAUGUAUUAGGUAUUAUUGCAAAAAAAAAAUAAAGAAAUCAAAAUUUUAAUAAGUUAAUUAUAAACACAGAUUAUAUUUUUUAGUAAUAACUCUACCAAUAUUUACCAUAUAUGCCACCCACGGUUCGAUUUUAUACCCAUAUUUUUAUAUUUCAAUGUUUCAUAAUGGUAUUUAUAUUAAACUGGUAAUAAAUUAACUAUGUUCCCACAUAAUAUAGUUUAUAUAUAUAUAAUUGUAUUUUUUUUUUAAUAAAGUAUUAAUUCUCAAAUAGACUUUUCUUCAAGUGUGAGUCCUCAGAAAUGGAAACACAUGAGGGGUAUUAUGGGUGAAACAGUAUACUCUGUUAUGUCCAUGGUACUGCUCAUGUCUAUAGGCGACGGUUACCACUUUCCAUCAUCAGAUAGGCUGUCAGCAUGAUUGCCAUUCUAAGUUGCAUAAAAAAAAACUAAAAAGUAAUCUCCAUGAAAAAUUCCUAGGUACCUACCUAAUCUUUUAAUUAAAAAUACAGGAAUUACCUUUGGCAGUUGUAGUUUUUUUUUUAAUUAAUGAUAAUGGAAUGGUAACGCCGCCUGCGCUGUCGGUAUACGCUGGCGGGGCACCAGUAAGGGAUGGAUGAUAGGUGAGGAUGAAAGCAGGUCCGUUGGCCCAUCAUGACAAAUUCCACUAGAAUUAAUCACGAUAGUUUCCAGGGGGAACCGCGUGGAGGUCGACCUGAUUAUUUAUUGAUUUAUCUAUAGUAAAAAGUUUACAAAUAUAUCAAUGGAUAAAGGUUUUGUAAACUUUUUACUUUAUCUAUGCCUUCCU
Molecule: messenger RNA, 4458 nt
Organism: Galleria mellonella (greater wax moth)
Lineage: Eukaryota; Metazoa; Arthropoda; Insecta; Lepidoptera; Pyralidae
Product: three-prime repair exonuclease 1-like
Exons: 1
Coding region: 26-874 (282 amino acids)
Biological process (GO): DNA catabolic process
Cellular component (GO): cytoplasm
Molecular function (GO): nucleic acid binding; 3'-5'-DNA exonuclease activity
Source: RefSeq, a predicted model, not a curated record